UUUUCCUCUCUCUCAUUCUUCGUGGUUUUUCUCUGUUUUUCACAUUGCCUAAGGCUCCUCCCUCAUCGUUUGAAAAAAUGGCGAACGCGACAUCUGGCAUGUCGGUGCACGAUGACUGCAAGCUGAGGUUCUUGGAGCUGAAGGCAAAGAGGAACUACAGAUUCAUAAUUUUCAAGAUCGAGGAGAAAAUCCAUCAGGUCGUGAUCGAGAAGCUCGGCCAGCCUGGCGAAAGCUAUGAUGACUUUGCCGCCAGCCUUCCCGAAAAUGAGUGCCGAUAUGCUGUCUUUGACUUUGACUUCACGACCGACGAGAACUGCCAGAAGAGCAAGAUCUUCUUCAUUGCAUGGUCACCUGAUUCAUCAAGAAUAAGGAGUAAGAUGGUGUAUGCAAGUUCCAAGGAUAGGUUUAAGAGGGAACUCGACGGGUUCUUGUUCCUUGUUAUCGAAUUAGGAAAUCCUGUUCAAAUGGGCUGCACCGUUAGAGACAAACAUAUCCGCACAAAUCGGAGAACUCGGUCGGUGAAACCCGAAUCCGAUCAUCCCACUUCCGCAAACACGAAAGGCAAUGUCGACAAACCGGCGAACGCCAAAACCGGCAUACAACCUAAGAGUUACCAAAUGGGCCUCCACGCCCUGUCCCAGUGCCCGAUGUCCGGCCCGAGUUCCGCAUUCGACGAUAACGGGUGGGGUUACUGCACUGAGGAGCAACUGGAGGAUAUUCUGCUCAAGAAUUUGGAGUAUUUGUAUAACGACGCCGUUAACAAGCUGGUGGGUUUGGGCUAUAAUGAGGAGGUGGCUUUGAGGGCGAUUUUGAGGAACGGCCACUGUUAUGGUGGGAUGGACGUCCUCACAAACAUCUUGCACAACUCACUGGCCUAUCUCAACAGUGGAAGCACCGCUGGUUCCGACUACGAGCCCGAUCCUGAGCCCGAGCCCGAGCCCUCGUUUGCAGACCUGAGGCAGCUGGAGGAGUACUCACUUGCGGGCAUGGUUUCUUUACUGCAGCAGGUCAAACCCCACCUGAGCAAAGGGGACGCCAUGUGGCAGUGUUGGGCCCAACAGAAGGCCAUGCAGGCCGCUCGGAAGCUGAGCCACGACUUUACCGAGCUCAAGAUGCUGAGGAUGGAGAGGGACGAGACUCGGGGGCUGAAGAAAGGGAGGCAGACACUGAAGGAAGUUACCAUGAAAAGGCUGACUGACAUGGAGUGUGCCCUCAGGAUGGCCAGCGGACAGGUGGACCGUGCGAAUGCGGCCACCAGGAAGCUUGAGACUGAGAAUGCAGAGAUUAGGGCAGAGAUGGAGGCUUCCAAAUUGAGUGCAUCCGAGUCAGUCACGACAUGUUUGGAGGUGGUGAAGAGGGAGAAGAAAUGCCUCAAGAAGCUGCUUGCGUGGGAAAAGCGGAAAGCCAAGGUUCAGGAGGAGAUUGCGGCCGAGAAGCGGAGGAUUAUGGAGCUGGAGCUCGAGCUGGCUCAAGUGGAGGUGGACACCAAGGCAGCCGAGGCCAAGUGGAGACAGGAACAAAAAGCUAAAGAAUUAGCACUCGAGCAAGUAGAAGAAGAAAAGCACCUCAAAGAAGCCUCCGAGUCCAACAACAAGAAAAAGCUCGAGGCCCUCCGCCUCAAAAUCGAGAUCGACUUCCAAAGACACAAGGAUGAUCUCCAACGACUCAAACAAGAAUACUCCCGUCUCAAGGAAUCUUCCAAAUCCGAGAAUGAGAAUCAAUGUAACGAAUCUUGGACAGAGAAUGUGAAACCCCCUAAAGGCGGUGAAACAAUAGCAAGGCUUCUGCAUGAGCUCGACCAGACACAAGAAGAAAAGUCAACUGGCUGUGAUCGCGAGUGCAUGAUCUGCAUGAAAGACGAGGUCUCUGUUGUCUUUCUUCCUUGUCUUCAUCAUGUUAUAUGUGCCAGCUGUAAUGAAGGCUACGGGAAGAGGCGGAAUAAAGCUGUUUGUCUGUACUGCCGUGUCCCAAUCGAGCAGAGGAUUCGGGUUUAUGGGGCCAGCUCGUGAGCCAUGAAGUGGUUUUGCCUUUUGCUCUGAAUUUUGUGUAUAAAUAAAUAUGUACGGGCAAAACCUGUUUGCAGGUUGUGCGUUUGCUCUGCAUAAUAUUUACUCACUUGCCCCAUAUACUUUGUGUUAGGAUGUUUUUAUUUUGAGUAUCGGUUUUGUUUGUUUGUUUCUUCGUUUGUUGUUGAUAUAUCAUGGAACUAGGAUAGGAUUGUUAUUCAAAAGAAGAAGUGUUAUUUAUGAACACAACUCAACUAGGUUUAUAAAAUCUUGAGUGUACUCAUUCGUUUAUUUAAUGAGCUAAUGAGCCGAGCUAGAAAAGCUAAUUGAGAUCGCUU
Striga asiatica is the source of this 2344-nucleotide messenger RNA. The record is from the annotation of a GenBank genome assembly. Lineage: Eukaryota; Viridiplantae; Streptophyta; Magnoliopsida; Lamiales; Orobanchaceae.